AUGGAUGAAGGGGAUGAUGAACCUCAAGAGUUGAUUAAAAUAACUCAUGACAAGCUGUCAGCAGAUGAAGUUUCUCAGUUGGUAGUUUCACCAUACUGUGGUGCUAUUUCAAUAUUUAUUGGAACUACAAGAAACAGUUUUGAAGGGAAAAAAGUGAUUCGCUUGGAGUAUGAAGCCUAUACGCCAAUGGCAGAAAUGGAAAUCAAGAAGAUUUUCUCAGAAAUUAGAAAAACAUGGCCAACUGUUAAACAUCUAGCUGUGCACCAUAGACUUGGCUUGGUUCCAGUAACUGAAGCAAGUGUCAUUAUUGCGGUCUCCUCUCCACACAGAAGUGACUCUUUGGAUGCUGUUAAAUAUUGUAUAAACACUUUAAAAGCUAGAGUGCCUAUUUGGAAAAAGGAGAUAUACGAGGAAGAAACGUACGCAUGGAAAGAAAAUAAAGAAUGUUUUUGGAAAGAAGAAAAAAUCUAAAUAAAAUAAUUUAAUGUUUUUUUAUGUUUGAUUUAUGUUACUUUCGUAACAUAUGCAAGUAGUACUAAUUUUUUUAUCUUCAUACAGAUGAUAAAGGCCACAUCUCUGUGCUAUACUGAUUUUGUUUUUGUUUUGUUUGUUUUUUUUACACAACUCCAUGUUGAAUUGGUCUUUAUACAUCCCUGUGUUGUAUUGAUUUAUUAGUAUCAUUUUUUAUAAUUUUGCCAAAGAUAAAUCUGAUUAUGAUUCUAAAACCUAAUAAGUUUCCUAAAAGUGAAUACAAA
This is a messenger RNA of Bombina bombina (fire-bellied toad), 755 nucleotides long. RefSeq names its product molybdopterin synthase catalytic subunit-like. The record is from RefSeq and is a predicted model, not a curated record. NCBI's taxonomy places the organism in Eukaryota, Metazoa, Chordata, Amphibia, Anura, Bombinatoridae. The coding region runs from base 1 to 471 and encodes 156 amino acids. Gene Ontology annotation, molecular function: molybdopterin synthase activity. Gene Ontology annotation, biological process: Mo-molybdopterin cofactor biosynthetic process. Gene Ontology annotation, cellular component: cytosol. The transcript has 4 exons.